CCCAGCGCCGCAGUCUUCGCGGCGCCGGCGACAGCAGCAGCAGGUGGAGCCCAGCUCAGCCGCGAGCAGCACUUAGCCGGAAACCCGCGCCGCAGCCGCCGGGCCCGGAGCUGGCCCGCUAGGCUGGAGCCCACGCCGCCCCGGUCCGACCCAGUUUCCCAGGCACCGGGUUACGGAAGCCGGCGGCCGGGGGACGCGGUUGGGGCCGGGGCCGGAUGCAUCUCGGUGCGUGCAGCUGCGUUGGAAGACCCCAGCCCAUAGUGCAGGGAUAACGGGACCUGGUUCGCCUCCGCCGCCACCUAAAGACUUGUACAGGGACGCAGAGUGGCUGUGGGAUUGGGGACCUUGGAGCCCCGGUACCUGGCCGGACGCUCCUGGAGCCUGUGUGGCGCGCUCGCCUCACCUCACCUCUUCAGCUCUGGAGGGGAAAGAGAGGACUCUUUCCAUCGGACGGGACCUCCUCGCCUGGUCCUCUGUGGAGUCCUCGCACCGAUGCCUGUUGGUCUCAAGAGCAUCUCUAGUUGACACAGGUCUGCAGGUGUUCUGUACUGCUUAGAUUUCUUCUUCAGCUAGGGGAACAGUUGCCGCCAGCGACAUUCUGUGCCUGUGGGCUCUCCACGUCCCGGGUCUCCUGUCCUGCCCGAAUCUUGCCGGCUUCACUGACCCUCAACUCUUCUCUGCUUGUGCGUUCUCCUAACCGUUGGCUUUGUCGGAGCGUGUAGAAGAGACGUCUUUCUGGCCCUCAUUUGGGAGGGUACUGAUCUCCAGGGAGCAGCUUUGUGUGUGGUGGGAUCGGGGUCUCAACCAUGGCCUUCACUUUCGCUGCUUUCUGCUACAUGCUGUCCCUGGUGCUCUGCGCUGCACUCAUCUUCUUUGCUAUCUGGCACAUCAUCGCCUUUGACGAGUUAAGGACGGAUUUCAAGAGUCCCAUAGACCAGUGCAACCCUGUCCAUGCGAGGGAGCGGCUGAGGAACAUCGAACGCAUCUGCUUCCUUCUGCGAAAGCUGGUGCUGCCAGAGUACUCUAUCCACAGCCUCUUCUGCAUCAUGUUCCUGUGUGCUCAGGAGUGGCUCACCCUGGGGCUGAACGUGCCACUGCUCUUCUACCACUUCUGGAGGUACUUCCACUGCCCAGCAGACAGCUCAGAACUAGCCUACGACCCACCAGUUGUUAUGAACGCGGACACCUUGAGCUACUGUCAGAAGGAGGCCUGGUGUAAGCUAGCCUUCUACCUCCUGUCCUUCUUCUACUACCUGUACUGCAUGAUCUACACCUUAGUGAGCUCCUAACUGAGACUCUGCUGAUGGAGAGGCCGAGGCUGGGGACCGCUGUGGCUGUGGCUGGAGAAGGACCAGACGGGGAUGAUGGAGACACCCAGCUUGGCAGAGGCUGAGUGGAAGGAACUGGAGUCACACAGCAGCAGGGCCGUGCCACCCAUGUGCAGCUGCCGUUGCUGUGUAUGUGGCCCUCCACGUCCCACAUGGAUGCAGAGCCCUUCUUAGUGUCGGGGGCACCGGCUUACAGCUGCUGAAAUGCUCAGCCUUUGAAGAUGCAGUUGUCCCUCCCCUCAUCCCCUUCGCUGAGCUGCAGUACCUUGCAAGUCUACAUAGAGUGCCUGCCUUGACGGCGGGAGUGAGGCCGGAAGCUGGAAGGUACCAACCAAGGGACAGAGUGACUUGGGAUCAAGGCUGGGUCUUCAGAGAUGAUUGAGAGCCUCACGGAUACCACGGGCUGCCCAAGACUCUUGUUAGCUUUUUUCCAGACCUAUGGCCUCAUGCUUUGCUCAGUGCAAGGCCGAAGCUGCGGGGUCUGCCCUGAGCCUGCUGUCAUGUCAUUUUUAGGCUCGGUUUAUGUUCAAGAGCCUGAGCAGCAACUUCCUGAGCUGGGUGUGGGCCAGCACGUUGACAGCAAGUUAUGUCCAAGGUGAACUGGGGAGGGGAGUGUGAGAAAAUGGAUUUUUAAAAAAUGUUUAAAACAUGUUCCAGGUGUGAGUUCUUCACCAUCCCAAGAUGUAGUCUGUCACUGCACCAGAAAUCCAUCAGAGUUGUGACGUGCCAAUCAACUGGCUGGCAUGAGCCAAAACCUAAGGAAAAAACUCAAAACCGUUUGAAGCCCAGAAACAGAGAGCUGCUCUGUAUGUGGGUAUGGACAGCCAGGAAGUGAGACAACAUAAUUAUCACUUCACUUGAUGCCACGCAGCCUUUGCGUUGUUCAGUUCAACGUGGGGACAUCCGCUUAUUUGAAUUUUCCACUUGGCUUUUGCUCCAUUUUUGGGUGGGAGUUGUGUGAGGGGGUGUAAAUAGUGACACGGCUGAGGUUUUUGUGAUAUUUAAAUUGGGCACAAUGAUGUUUGACCUGAUUCCCCAAACUUACUUGCUUUUUCUACCAUUACACACAAACUCACACACACGCGCGCACGCGCGCACACACACACACGCACACACGCACACGCGCGCUAUUUAUAUAUGCUCCCAUCUGAAUCUGUGACUCAGGUUUUGAAUGGUGUUUGUGUAACACAUUAUGUGCUAUGUUUAAAAUGCAGCAACAACGUCAGUGGCUCA
Mesocricetus auratus (golden hamster) is the source of this 2561-nucleotide messenger RNA. It is a transcript of the gene Cnih3, whose product is annotated as cornichon family AMPA receptor auxiliary protein 3. Gene Ontology annotation, cellular component: dendrite; synapse. NCBI's taxonomy places the organism in Eukaryota, Metazoa, Chordata, Mammalia, Rodentia, Cricetidae. The record is from RefSeq and is a predicted model, not a curated record. Gene Ontology annotation, biological process: vesicle-mediated transport; regulation of AMPA receptor activity. The transcript has 6 exons. Bases 807 to 1289 code for a protein of 160 amino acids.